Molecule: messenger RNA, 921 nt
Organism: Fulvia fulva
Lineage: Eukaryota; Fungi; Ascomycota; Dothideomycetes; Mycosphaerellales; Mycosphaerellaceae
Exons: 2
Coding region: 1-921 (306 amino acids)
Source: RefSeq, a predicted model, not a curated record
AUGGAUGGUGGCGCACAGUUGCUGGUGUGCACAUGCACAGAGAUACCGUGUGACUGUGCCGUGCCAGCCAAUGUCGAACAACCAACACCAUCACCGCCGCCACCCGCACGCGCUGCUCGUCCAGUCGUUGUGCAACCAGCCUCGAGAGCGUCAGCGAACAUCAUUCGCCACUAUCCAGCCGUUGUCAGCUCAAAUGUCUUUUACGACGCCUAUGUUCGGGCCACCACCUCGUCGCGCAGUCCAGUAGUGCAUGAUGCACCAGCGGAGAGUACAUCACGGCCUGACAAGGGCAAAGGAAGAGCCACAGAGAGUGACACAAAUGGAAUCGACUUGCUGACUGAUGACGAUCAUCACGAGACCGAAGUCGUCAAUGGCAGCGACAGCAAUGGCGGAGAAGAUGUGAAGUACCUCCACGACGCCACCCCUCUGGAGGUCACCAUCAAAGGCAGCUUCACUUGGAAUGUGGCGAUCUUCGGCGGCGUUACUUACAACAUCGAGAUCGAAGACUGCAUCCUUCGCAAUGUGACUAUCACCAACUGUAGUCUGGACUCCAUAAGACUGUUCAACACGCACCUGGAGGACGUUCAUAUCUCCAAUUGCGAGCUGGAGGCUAUCACGUGCAACAGCAUUGAGCUCAUGGAUCGCGAAUUCAAGAAUUUGAAGAAGGACAAACAGGGCAAGCCGUAUCUGGGCACGUACAAGCCUGCGGCUUUGGAGCCUUUCGACUUCGUCCGAAUUGAGUGGGAGAAGGAGAUCGACAUCGAUGCCACCACCAACCAAUUCGCUGGACUGGGCUGGCGUCCUACUGCGGAAGAGAUCGAGCAGCAGAGACCGGAGGAAGUCAAGAUCGAAGAUCAAAAGCGCUGGGAAGAUGAGAGGGAGCGCUGGGAGACAGAUGACCAAGAGCAGCAGGCGCGCUAG